AUCUAUUGUAAGGAAGGAAUAAAAUUAAAGUUGCAUAUCUGAGUUCCAACCGGAAUAGGUGAUCAGUGCAACCUCCAUCUUGAUGUUGUCGCCUUAAACCUCCUGUUCGACGCAACUGGCAAACGGUAUCAAAACCCUUAUAUACUUUAACUGGGGACUGACUUGCCUAUUAGAGUCAAGACGCGGUGCCCUGGAAAGCCCCGCGGGCACGCACGUCGAGCCCCCAGACAGGAAGCUUUGCCAACAUGGGAAGAUUAGAAAGAAUGAAAACUCGGCUUCGCUCAACCUAUGCAAAGUUUAGAGCGAAAGCAUUUGUUGUCAGGUCCAUGGAGGAGCAGAAGGACAAAUCAGCAAGCGGUUUCGAAAUGCACAAAGUUCUAGGGCCUUUCAGCCUUAUCAUGCUCGGCAUUGGCUGUAUCAUCGGCGCCGGAGUGUUUGUCCUCACAGGCGUGGCAGCUCGCAAAUACGCUGGUCCUGGUGUCGUCGUGUCGUACGCACUGUCAGCCCUCACAGCCAUGCUCACCGCCUUCUGCUACGCCGAGUACGCAGCAGAGCUCCCAGUGGCCGGGGGCGCCUUCAACUACGUGAGCAUGACGUUUGGAGAGUUUGCGGCGUGGGUCACUGCAUGCGACCUAGUGCUGGAGUACACCCUCUCCGCCGCGGCGGUGGCCAAGGGCUUCACCGCCUACUCGGCAGCGCUGCUGGGCAUUGACGUCAGCUACCUCCGGCUGCAGGCCUCCCUCUUCACCCUAGACCUGCCCGCCGCCGGCUCUGUGGCCGCCAUGUCUCUCGUUCUCAUGCGCUCCACCGCCGACUCCUCCGCCCUCAACAUCGCGGUCACCGGGCUGAACCUCGCGCUCAUCAUAUUCGUGCUGGCAGCAGGCUUCCCGCAUGUGGACGCGGAGAACUACACGCCCUUUGCGCCAUUCGGCACGCGAGGCAUCUUCACGGGCGCCUCCGUCGUGUUCUUCUCCUUCAUUGGGUUUGACACGGUGGCUACCGCGGCGGAGGAGGUGACCAACCCGGGCCGCGACCUGCCCAUCGGCAUCGUGGGCUCACUGGCCAUCUGCACGGUGCUGUACGUGCUCAUGUGCCUGGCCAUCACAGGCAUGCAGAGCUACCAGGUGAUCGACCUCAACGCGCCCUUCGCAGUCGCCUUCGACCGAGUGGGUCUGGGCUGGGCGCAGCGGCUGGUGGCGGCGGGCGCGCUGUCCGGCAUCGUCACUUCGCUGCUGGGGGCGCUGCUGGGGCAGGCGAGGAUUUACGUCACGCUGGGCAGGCAGGCGCUGGCGCCCGCUUGGCUGGCCCGCAUCGACCCCGCCCGCGGCACCCCCCGCAACGCCACCCUCGUCACCAUGUGCACCGCCGGCUUCCUGGCGCUCUUCAUCGACAUCGAGCUGCUGGCGGAGCUGGUGUCCAUUGGCACGCUGGUGGUGUUUUGCAGCGUGUGCGCUGGCGUCAUCUUCCGCCGCU
Astrephomene gubernaculifera is the source of this 1473-nucleotide messenger RNA. The record is from the annotation of a GenBank genome assembly. Lineage: Eukaryota; Viridiplantae; Chlorophyta; Chlorophyceae; Chlamydomonadales; Astrephomenaceae.